AAGCCCCAGGCCAGGCCCAAACUGGGUCAUGGUCCCGCUCUUCCCGCUCCUGCUGGCCCAGCUUCCCACCCCGAGGUCUGCCCACGGAUGUGCCCCACACACCAGGCCCGGCUCGGAGCAGUUCAGACUUGAUCCGUGAGAGGCAGAAGGACAAGUGGACCGGCUUGGGCUUUGAAGUCACAGAAGUCCAACUCCGAACCCCAGCCUGAGAACGGAGCAAACUAAGUUCUUCCAGUGCCGGUGCCCUCGAUAUGCUGGGACUCGCUCACCUGCGGAAUCGCCGGUGUCAUCUCCCUCCAUGCCCUAUCCCCUCUGGUCCAGGGAUGGCCUGGCCACCCCUGGGGCCGGGAGACCCCGCUCGGGGAGGCAAGGCUGCUGCUGUGUGUCUGCCCGCAGAAGCUCUGGCUGGCGAGGACUGCCUCUGGUACCUGGACCGGAACGGCUCCUGGCAUCCGGGUUUCAACUGCGAGUUCUUCGCCUUCUGCUGCGGGACCUGCUACCAGCGGUACUGUUGCCGGGACCUGAGCCUGCUCAUCACCGAGAGGCAGCAGAGGCACUGCCUGGCCUUCAGUCCCAAGACCAUAGCGGGCAUCGCCUCGGCCGUGAUCCUCUUCGUGGCCGUGGUCGCCACCACCAUCUGCUGCUUCCUCUGCUCCUGCUGCUACCUCUACCGCCGGCGCCAGCAGCUGCGGAGCCCGUUCGAAGGCCAGGAGAUCCCCAUGACAGGCGUCCCUGUGCAGCCGCUGUGCCCAUACCCCCAGGACCCCAAAGCCGGCCCCGCACCCCCGCAGCCUGGCUUCAUGUACCCACCCAGUGGUCCUGCACCCCAGUAUCCACUCUACCCGGCGGGACCCCCCGUCUACAACCCUGCAGCUCCUCCCCCGUACGUGCCACCCCAGCCCUCCUACCCUGGAGCCUGAGGAGCCAGCUGCGUCUCUGCCGUCCCUCAGGAGGCUGAGCCUCCGCCCGGCCCCGGGGGUGGGCAGGGGCAUUUGCUCGCCAGGCCCCAGGCCCAGCUGCACCCUGAGACCUUCUGGGAAUGGAGCCCCAGGGAGGAGGAACAGGAGCUGAGCUGGGACUCGGCCGUGACUGAGGGGCGGGUGGGGAGGGCCUGGGACACGCGGACUAUUUUUAUCAGGAGUGGGGGAAGGGCGGGAAAGCCUGCAUGGCCCCUGCUUUCUCCAGCCCUUCUCCUCCCAGGACCCCGGGCCAGGAAGGCUGGGCCCCUCCUGUUUGUCUGCC
This is a messenger RNA of Budorcas taxicolor (takin), 1242 nucleotides long. It is a transcript of the gene SHISA4, whose product is annotated as shisa family member 4. The transcript is spliced from 5 exons. The coding region runs from base 252 to 920 and encodes 222 amino acids. NCBI's taxonomy places the organism in Eukaryota, Metazoa, Chordata, Mammalia, Artiodactyla, Bovidae. The record is from RefSeq and is a predicted model, not a curated record.